This is a messenger RNA of Meloidogyne enterolobii, 2114 nucleotides long. The record is from the annotation of a GenBank genome assembly. Lineage: Eukaryota; Metazoa; Nematoda; Chromadorea; Rhabditida; Meloidogynidae.
UUUUUUCUUUGAAUUUUUGUUACUUUAUUCUGAAGGGAUAUUGUCGUUGCUGGGAGACAGCCUGAUACGGUGGAAUGUCUGCCGAGAAACGCAAAAGAAAACGUUCUUCCUUUGAAGAGGACCUUUCUUCAAAUAUAAUGGAUGAAUAUUGGAAAGUUAGAAAACAAUAUGAGCGAAAAAUUGCUGUUCAAGGGCUGGCAUUUGAAUCGUCCAGAAAGAUAUCUCCUCAGAUGGCCAACUUCAAUUUUGUUCCUCUUCAAAUUCCAGAGUAUAACCAAGUAAAGGACAAUCAAUCUACCAUUCUUCGCCGUGCAGAAACGGGAUCACUUGUUAACAAAUGUCCUGUCAUUCCGCUUGAACAUGUUGAAUCAACUCCGCCAAUGCAAUAUUGGACACAUACAGAGGCUAAUGUAAUUGCCGAGGACGAAUACACGCUUUCACAUAUCCCAUUUCUUGGAGAUUCUGUUGAUGACACUUCUUUUUGUCUUGAUCUAAUGAAAACAUUCCCGGAAGGCAUUCAUGGCACUAAAGAUGGCUGCGGAGAAUACAUUAACGACUUUAUUCUAUAUUACACAGUUAAGGCAGUAAAAGCAAAGCUUAAAGAUACUGAUUUGAAAUCCAUUUUCAAGUAUGUUUACCAGUGUUUUCCAAAUAAGGCGUCUAAACAUGAAUUACUUACAAUGUAUCCAGAUUUGCAACAACGCUUUGAACCAGAGACGAUUACUCGCCAAGAAUUCACGAAUGAAGAGGGUGAAUUGGUCGCCAACUUUUCUUCUAAUCGUUUGUUAAACAGUUAUGAAGUAUUGCUUUGUCAUAAAUGUUUUGCUUAUGAUUGUAUUAUGCAUAAUGCCACAAUUGCCGAUGGUUAUGGGGGUGGAAAUAGAACGCGUAAACGCAAUGCUUUUUCAGAAAGGAAUAAAUCUAAGAAAAAUACUGAAGUUCCAAGGCCUUGUUCUCUUCAAUGUUAUAUGACUGUUGAGAGAGUUAAAUCUCCUCUUUCAAAUCAAAAGGACAAUACCUCAAAACGUAAUAAUUUAUACAUCGAUGUUAAAGGCAAUGAGAAUACCAAAAAUGUUUGGACACCACAUGAAGAAUCUAUUUUUGCUAUUCUUCGAAAAACUGGUGAAGAUGAUUUUUGUAAAAUAACAAAAAUGUUAAAUGUUUGUACAAAUUUGUCAAAUAAAAAAACUUGUAUUGAAAUUUAUGAAUAUGCUGCUCGAGCUGGGCCAUUAUCGCCUCGUUUAGAACUUGCGACAUCUCCAAUAAAGAACUCGAAGUACCGAAAAAAUCGCGAUUCUCAUCGGACUUUUCGUGCCAUGAAAUGGGCAAAUACAAAUGGAAAAGUAGAAAAUGGAGGUAUGUUUAAGCCUUGCCAACACAAAGGAGAUUGUCGAGAGGAGCAUGGAUGUUACUGUAUUCGAGUUAAUAAUCUUUGUACUAAAUAUUGUGGAUGUUCUGAUGAAUGCGAAAAUCGUUUUCCUGGAUGUCGUUGUGCUCCAGGAAAUUGUAGAACAAAACAGUGUCAAUGUUAUUAUGCAAGUUGGGAAUGUGACCCAGAUGUUUGUACAUCUUGUAAUUGUGACAAACUUAGUUCUUCUGGAGAGCCUAUAUGUAAAAAUGUUUCGAUUCAACGUGGUCUUCAAAAACGUUUAAUUGUUGCGCCUUCACAAGUAGCUGGUUGGGGUUGUUUUGCGAAUGAGGAUAUCGAGAAAAACGAUUUUGUGUCUGAAUAUUGUGGCGAAGUUAUAAGUCAGGCAGAAAGUGAAAGACGUGGAAAAAUCUAUGAUCGAAUCAAAUGUAGUUAUUUAUUUGGUUUGAAUGAUGAACAAGUAGUUGAUGCAACUCGUGUUGGGAAUGUUAUUCGUUUUGCUAAUCAUUCAAAAAAUCCAAAUUGUCGUGCAAGAGUUGUUGUAGUUAAUGGAGAUCACAAAAUUGGUAUUUUUGCCCAACAGUCAAUAAAAUGUGGGGAAGAAUUAUUCUUUGAUUAUGCAUAUAAUAAAAUUCAACAAGUAGAAUUUGUUCCAAAAGAAUUAAAAAGUAUUGUUAAACAUAGAGAAAGGCAGGCCGGUCGUUCUGUCGGUAGACAUUCUGCAAUAAGGGAUGAUUCUAUUUGA